Molecule: messenger RNA, 948 nt
Organism: Euleptes europaea (tarantolino)
Lineage: Eukaryota; Metazoa; Chordata; Lepidosauria; Squamata; Sphaerodactylidae
Product: retinol dehydrogenase 16-like
Exons: 4
Coding region: 1-948 (315 amino acids)
Source: RefSeq, a predicted model, not a curated record
AUGUGGUUAUUCUUGGCUGCCUUGCUGGGCCUCUACUUCCUUCGCCGGUGGUACCGGGAGAGACAGACAGUGGAGAACCUGACCGAGAAGUAUGUUUUCAUCACCGGCUGCGACUCUGGCUUUGGGAACCUGCUUGCCAGGCAGCUGGAUCUGAAGGGCAUGAGGGUCUUAGCAGGAUGUCUCACCCAGAAGGGGGCUGAAGAGCUGGAGAAGGCCACGUCCGACCGCUUGAAGACCACCAUCCUGGAUGUCACCCGUACAGAGGGUGUUGCUGCAGCAGCUGAGUGGGUGAAAGGAUGCGUGGGGGACAAAGGACUCUGGGGCUUGGUAAACAAUGCAGGCAUCGGGGGAUUAGUAGGACCCAAUGCAUUCAUGAUAAAGGAUGACUUUGCAAAGGUGAUAAAUGUCAACCUGCUUGGCUUAAUUGAUGUGACGCUGCAGAUGCUGCCCCUGGUGAAAAGAGCCAGAGGAAGAGUGGUCAACGUGGGCAGUAUUUUGGGAAGACUAGCCCUCACUGGAGGGGGUUACUGUCCAUCCAAGUUUGGUGUAGAAGCCUUCUCGGACAGUCUCAGGCUAGAGUUACAUGCUUUUGAGGUCCAAGUCAUUGUUAUUGAGCCUGGUAUGUUCAAGACUGCAAUCGUAGAUGUAGAGCCCCUCCUGAAGAAUAGGUGGGGACAGGUGCCUCCUGAUGUGAAAGAAUCUUAUGGGGAGCAGUUCGUCAAGCGCUAUUGCAAACUAAUCAACACCUCCUUCCAGAAGUACGGAAAUGAUAACCUUUCCCCAGUCACUAACUGCAUCGAACAUGCUCUGAAAUCCUGCUACCCUCGUUUUCGGUAUUCUGCAGGCUGGGAUGCCAAAUACUUUCAUAUUCCUGCCUCCUAUUUGCCAAGUUGUGUGGUUGACUUUGGUUUGGGCUGUAUACUGCCUAAACCAUCACAUGCUAUGUAG